UGCACUUCCCCUUGAUUCCUGCUAUUUAGGGCUGCGAAUAAAGUAGAGAAAACGCCGUCUCCCUUCCCACAGGAACGCAGCUUUCCACGGACAACCCCUGACACGAGCGCGGAAGCCCGGGCAGCCGUGAGGCGAGCCCGCCAUUUCCUCGCCCGCCCGCCCGCCGCGCCGGCCCCCUCAGCGCUCGGCGGGGCCGUGAGGAGCGGCGCCGACCCCGAGUCCUUCCCGCAGGGCACCGGCCACGGGACGGAGCCACCGGAGCCCGCUGCCCGCCUCCGGAAGCGGAAACAUCGAGGGACGGAGCCACCGGGGCGAGCAGCAGCGGCUGGCGGCGUGCGGCAAAAAUGUCUGCAGCAUGUGACUUUCUUACACUCUGCACUGGGCAGAAGAUGCCUCUCAUAGGACUGGGAACCUGGAAGAGUGAACCUGGCCAGGUGAAAGAAGCAGUGAAAUAUGCCCUAAGUGUGGGUUAUCGCCACGUGGAUUGUGCAGCAGCUUACAGCAACGAAGCUGAGAUCGGUGAGGCUUUCCAGGAGAGCGUUGGACCCAACAAGGUUGUUAAAAGGGAGGACCUGUUUGUAACAUCAAAGCUCUGGAACACCAAGCACCACCCAGAAGAUGUAGAGCCAGCAUUAAGGAAAACACUUGGAGAUUUGAAACUGGAUUAUUUGGACCUGUACCUCAUGCACUGGCCUCAUGCCUUUGAACGAGGGGACAAUCUCUUCCCAAAGAAUCCUGAUGGAACAAUGCGGUAUGAUUACACCGAUUACAAGGAUACCUGGAAGGCUAUGGAGAAGCUGGUGGAAAAAGGUCUUGCAAAAGCCAUUGGGCUGUCAAACUUCAACAGUCGUCAGAUUGAUGAUAUAUUAAGUGUGGCUACUGUCAAACCAGCUGUGCUCCAGGUAGAAUGUCAUCCGUACCUAGCUCAGAAUGAGCUGAUAGCUCACUGCCAGAAAAAAGGACUGGUCGUUACUGCCUACAGUCCCCUGGGUUCACCAGAUCGCAUGUGGAAACAUCCAGAUGAGCCUGUGCUUCUAGAGGAACCUGGGAUCAAGAAACUGGCAGAAAAAUACAGCAAGUCACCUGCCCAGAUCAUCCUCAGAUGGCAAGUGCAGCGUAAAGUGGUUACCAUUCCCAAGAGCGUCACUCCUGCUCGCAUUCUGCAGAAUGUCCAGGUGUUUGAUUUCAGCCUCACAGAGGAGGAGAUGAGCCACAUUGGAAGCCUGAACAAAAACUGGCGUUACAUUGUGCCAAUGAUUACGGUGAAUGGGAAGCCAGUACCAAGAGAUGCUGGACACCCCCAUUACCCCUUCAAUGACCCCUAUUAACUGCAAAAUAAGGUGUUAGAAUAAUGUGCUCCUCUGCAUACUUUUCCACAAAGUAAUGAGUGCCAUAAUCUGUCAAAACUGUAAAACAAACAACAACAAAAAAAAGUCCAAAUUAAUCCUGCCCAGGAAGGAAGGUUUUCUUACAAUGUACUGCUUUUAAUUGACCUUCCUUCUGAAGGUCCUGUAGCUUCCCUAUCAGAGUUUGCAGUCAUUGUAAUGAAUCCACCAGCUUGCCUUGGGAAACAUAACGUCUUUUGGCAUUAGAUAAAGAGUGGGAGAUUCUAAAUGAAAUUCCACACAUCGUUAUCAGGCUAGGGCAAUACUUUGUGUUUUCUGUCUGUUGAACGGUUUUGAAAUCUUUAUUACCAUGAUGGGGGGGGGGGGGAAAGGGGAAGGCAUGAAAGCAUUUUCAGACUAAACAACUACCCAGUUAUCACCUUCAAUAUUUUCAUUAAUCUUUUAUACAGGGAAUUAAGUGAAAUGUGCUACGGUUGCACUGUGUCUAUAAAGUGUUCAUUAAAACCCAAGUUAUCAUCCAUGCUGAGUGCUUUUUAUCCCCUUUGGAAUACUCAUGGGACUUAAACUCUCUCCUCUUUAUUUUCUUUUUCUUUUAAUUUCUGUUGAUUUGAGGGGAAUAAAUGUGUAACCUGAAGCAGGCCUUCAGGGCAAUCA
Anas platyrhynchos (mallard) is the source of this 2000-nucleotide messenger RNA. RefSeq names its product aldo-keto reductase family 1 member A1 (gene AKR1A1). Gene Ontology annotation, molecular function: alcohol dehydrogenase (NADP+) activity. Gene Ontology annotation, biological process: aldehyde catabolic process. The record is from RefSeq and is a predicted model, not a curated record. NCBI's taxonomy places the organism in Eukaryota, Metazoa, Chordata, Aves, Anseriformes, Anatidae.